Colius striatus (speckled mousebird) is the source of this 3076-nucleotide messenger RNA. It is a transcript of the gene SRSF10, whose product is annotated as serine and arginine rich splicing factor 10. The record is from RefSeq and is a predicted model, not a curated record. The coding region runs from base 607 to 1320 and encodes 237 amino acids. Lineage: Eukaryota; Metazoa; Chordata; Aves; Coliiformes; Coliidae. The transcript is spliced from 7 exons. Gene Ontology annotation, molecular function: RNA binding.
UUUGGUCGUUAUGGGCCUAUAGUUGAUGUAUACGUUCCACUUGACUUCUACACUCGUCGUCCCAGAGGAUUUGCUUAUGUUCAAUAUCCUUUCUUCAGAUGGCUGAUUAGUGAGGGGUGUUGACGUUUGAAAUUCAAGUUUAUGUAAGAGAAUGUAAAGCUGUACAGUAAUGGCGACCCCAAAGAGAAAGCAUGAAAGAACCUUUAGAGUAGAGUUCAACAAUUAAGGCAAGUAGACAAGCCAAAGACCUCUUAAGGAUCAGGCUUGAAGAGAAGGGAGAGUUUGGGAAAAGAAAAAAUAAAGAAAAGCUGGAAGAAGGACAAGCCAUAAUGGGAGACAAAGCUUCGCUUUAUCUGCAAAAGGGGGAAAAGGUUGUUUUUCAAAGUAAAAGAUAAAGCCAUCUGUCAUUUUUGGCCAAGCAUCUCAUGACAAGUCCUUCUGACAAGCACUUAAAGAGUUAAAGGUCAAGAUGAAGUUGAAUGGUGGCCAAGAUUAAAGGAGUCAUACCUGAUGUAUCCUACAGAAUAACAGUUUUUCUUCUGUUUGUCAUGUCACGUAGCUGGGAGAAGGUGUGUGAAUACAGUGGUGGUCAUCUCGCAGAUUAAAAUGAGCAAUGCCUGUGUUGCUGAACACCUGACCCAUAGUGUAGGAGUUGUGUGUGCCUUUAUGUCAGACUCUUCAAGAACCUUAACACUCCCCACAUUUGAAGAUGUCCGUGAUGCAGAAGAUGCUCUCCACAAUUUGGAUCGAAAGUGGAUUUGUGGUCGGCAAAUAGAAAUCCAGUUUGCACAGGGGGAUCGGAAGACCCCAAAUCAAAUGAAAGCCAAGGAAGGGAGAAACCUGUACAGUUCUUCUCGUUACGAUGACUAUGACAGAUACAGGCGGUCUCGGAGUCGGAGUUAUGAAAGGAGACGCUCGAGAAGUCGCUCUUUUGAUUACAACUACAGAAGAUCAUAUAGUCCCAGAAACAGUAGACCUACCGGAAGACCCCGUCGUAGCAGAAGCCAUUCGGACAAUGAUAGGUUCAAACACCGCAAUCGAUCUUUUUCAAGAUCUAAGUCCAAUUCAAGAUCACGAUCCAAGUCACAGCCCAAGAAAGAAAUGAAGGCUAAAUCACGGUCUAGGUCUGCAUCUCACACCAAAUCUAGAGGCACCUCUAAAACAGAUACUAAAACACACUAUAAGUCCAGCUCAAGAUAUGAAAAGGAGUCGAGAAAAAAAGAACCAGCUAGAUCCAAAUCACAGUCAAGAUCACAUUCUAGAUCUAGGUCAAAAUCCAGAUCAAGGUCAUGGACUAGUCCCAAGUCCAGUGGCCACUAACAGUGUAUCCAUGUUGUUUUUAGGCAUGUAAGACUCAUUUACACACAGUUCAGUUUACUUAAAUUACCAGGAAUAUGAUGUUGCAACAGUGCUAAAAAAUAUUUUCUUUGUCAGUUUUCCCUGUAGCCAACAAUGGUUAAAACUAAAACAGUGUUGAGAAGCCACUGAGAGAGAGCAAUUGAGAGAGAGAGAGAGAGAGAGAGAGAGAGAGAGAGAGAGAGAAUGUCCACUUGGUUAAAUGUCAUGGGCAGCUACUGAUUUGGUUGUGGUGUCUCUAUGUAUAUUUUUGUAAAGAUUUGCAUUUUUAAUGCUUAGAUGUUGGUGAUGACUUGAUUGAUCAUAACUUGCAACAUUGUCCUAUUAAAGAUGUCAUACCUUAGAGGAAUUGGUACCAGUUUGUGCUGAACAGUUAAACCAGGUGUUUAACUUGUUCUUUAACACUAAACUUUGUGAUAAAGUGGAAAACUUGACAGCUGUGGUGCAACACGGGCUGCUGUGAAAUGCAGGCUGGCAGGUUUGCGUUGUUCUCCACGCCCACUGACACGAGUAGGUUGGUAAAUGGAGCUCCGUGGAGAGGCACUUUUGAGAUUUCUCUUGAACCCAGCCAUCUGGAGAGAUGGUACUAAUAUAGCAUGGCCUACACGGGGAGAGAGUUGGUCUUGGAAGCUCAUUCAGAGAGUGUUCACUGUCGUGACUUGUCAGGAUAGAGGCUUCGCUGCUUUUGACCUGGCUGCUAGUACGAAAUGUGUGAGGGGGAAAAGCCCAUCACCUCGAAAAGGAAGAUUCAAUUCAGAUUUCAGCAAAUGGCAGAACAACUAAAUAUUAAGUUGUGUGUACAUUUUAUGCAGGUUUUGUAUCUAUUCUAAGUUUUAGUGAGCAGUUACCAUAAGUUGCUUAGUUUUCCUGCUGUUAGAUACCAGUAGAUUGUUUCGAGUUGUGUGUGUACAGUAUAUAAGAACUAAACUUUUAUGCCAAUGACUCCUGUGGUUAGUUGGUGUAUUCAUAGGUAUAAAGCUGUAGCCAUUUCUCCUCCUGAGUAACAAAGGCUUGCUUUUACACCUCCAAGUGUUUGGUCAGGCAAGUCUGAAUCACUUCUUCCUCAGAACGGAUAGUGGUUUGGUUACUAGAUUUCAUUUUGCUUAAGAACAAAUGUUUGAAGUUGGAUAUGAACAAGAGCUGCAUCUCUAGCUAUUUAGUUUAUCACUAAUACAGUAUAUUUAGUAAAUUGAAUGUGAAAAAUAACAAAUCCAGUGUGUAAUCUUACCAGUAUUUCUCUAGAAGGCAAGAUGCUUUGUUAUGAAAGUGGCUUUUGGCGUUGUUUUUUCUCCUAUUUACCUUCCAAAGCCAGCAUCCGACACUCGGUGUUCCUCGCUGUCUUCUGUGGGUGCAUAUAAAGAUGUUGGUUUCAACGAGUUCUUUUUUGGAGAAGAUGUUUUAGGUUUUUGGGUUUAGUGUUUUCAAGCAGGACCUUUACAGGAACACAGAUGGCUUUUAAAUACUGGCAGUGGAACGUGCUUAGGGGGUUGAUCGUAGAACCUUUGUACAUUUGAUAGUAUUUCUAACGUUUUCUUCAUUGUUUGCAGUUAAUGUUCAUGUUCUGCUAUGCAAUCAUUUAUAUGCACGUCCCUUUAAUUUUGUAGACUUUCCUGGAUGUAUAGUUUAAAAACAGCAAAAGGUCUAUUUAAAACUGUAGCAGUAGCGUGCAGCUCUAGCAGAGGAAAGUUGUGGGAUUAAACUUUGUAUUUCCUUUCUUAUA